AUGGAAGAUCAUUAUUUGACUGAACAACACCAACAUGCUGUACUCAAAGUUGUUCGUCAAAUGUCGCAAAUAGAUGAUAGACAAAUGGAUAUUGAUCUUCCUCAAACUACAACUGCAGGAGUAUCUAAUCCUGCUACAGCUCAGUUAGAGGGACUUUAUGAAAUGCUCAAUAUCUUGGUAGGCUGCAUCGAAACAUUGACUAGGGAUGAACAACAUCUAAGCAAUGAAUCACUUCAAAUGCAAAUUAAACUUUCAAAAUUGAUAGCAGAAUCAUCGAAAGUUAAAUUAUCUGUUGAAGAAUCAAAUACGUUAUUGAAAGGAAUAAAACAUAGUCAAGACAUUGUCAAUGAAGAUUUAAUGUCAUUGAGAGAUGAAAUCAAUGAUUUGAAAUAUGUUUCAUAUGAUGGAACAUUUAUUUGGAAAAUUACAAACUUUAAAAAGAAAAUGAUUGAUGCACAAUCUGAAAUACAAAUAUCGAUUUAUUCGCUGCCAUUUUAUUCAUCUCCAAAUGGUUAUAAAAUGAGAGCUCGUCUUUAUUUAAAUGGUGAUGGAAAUGCUCGUCGUACACAUAUGUCACUCUUUUUUGUGCUCAUGAGAAGUUUAAACGAUCCUAUUCUCAAGUUUCCAUUCCAUUAUAAAGUUAUAUUUUGUUUGUACGACCAAACGCCUGAAAAACGACAUAUUAUCGAUUCAUUUCGACCAGAUAUUAAAUCGAGUAGUUUUCAACGACCUCGAUCGAAUAUGAAUAUAGCCAGUGGUAUACCAAAAUUUUGCCCAUUAUCGCUGAUUCAACAGGAAGGGAAUCCAUAUAUACAAGACGACACAAUGUUCAUCAAAAUUAUGGUUGAUUUCGGAGAAAUACACAAAACAUUAUUGCCAUACGCUUUGAGUCUCAAUCCAGGUCUACCGAUUCAUGUUCAACAAGCAAUGAUCAAACAAGAAACUGAACGAAGAAUACAAUCACAAUCUGACGAACAAUUGCAGAUACCUGAGGGAUGA
Molecule: messenger RNA, 999 nt
Organism: Rotaria sordida
Lineage: Eukaryota; Metazoa; Rotifera; Eurotatoria; Philodinida; Philodinidae
Source: the annotation of a GenBank genome assembly